Messenger RNA from Penicillium canescens, 735 nucleotides. Its product is annotated as PQ-loop repeat-containing protein. Gene Ontology annotation, biological process: retrograde transport, endosome to Golgi; phospholipid translocation. Lineage: Eukaryota; Fungi; Ascomycota; Eurotiomycetes; Eurotiales; Aspergillaceae. Gene Ontology annotation, cellular component: endosome; trans-Golgi network. Bases 1 to 735 code for a protein of 244 amino acids. The transcript has 4 exons. The record is from RefSeq and is a predicted model, not a curated record.
AUGUAUCUCAUUUCGGCUGCCAUUGACUGGGCCGCGCCCGUCUUCCUCGUCACCUCCCCCUCACGUCCUACGCCGACCAAAUCGGUUUUUUAUUGGUUUGGAGAGUACUAUUCAGCCACUUUGUUGACCCAGGCCGUCGUCAUGAUUGUGGUGCAGAUGACCAUGCUCAAGGUUGCAUUGGAUAAUCGGCCUUCUCCUGGUGGUCUGAAUGGGAUUGAGCAUGCGCCUUUCAGCGGUGGCUCUGACAGUGGCUCCUCAAGGCCUUACGAAUUUUGGCAGUGGAAGAACACAAAGCCGUACUACAUGUUCCUCACUUACUUCGUCGGAGCCCUGACUCUUAUCCACCUAAGUCCGAUCUCCCAAUUCGAAUCGUAUAUCAGCCUCUUAGGUUACAUCGGACUUGCCGUCGAGGCCACCCUUCCCAUCCCACAAAUCAUCGCCAACUACCGAUCAGGCUCGUGCAAGGGCUUCCGGGUCUCCGUCAUCGCGGCAUGGAUUCUCGGUGACACCAUGAAGAUGAGCUACUUCUUCUGCAGCACGGAAACUAUCCCGUGGGCCUUCAAGCUGUGCGGCAUGUUCCAAUGCGCGUGCGAUUUCUACCUGGGCUUCCAGUUCUAUAUGUUCACUCGGGGCUCCUCACUCCCCUCACACUCUCGGGGCCCCUCCCAGACCGCGGGCAGGUCGGAACAGGAUGGCCGUUGGGGCCACGAGGCGAAAGAUAUCCGCAUGAACUGA